This is a messenger RNA of Musca vetustissima, 1117 nucleotides long. RefSeq names its product RNA-binding protein squid (gene sqd). Gene Ontology annotation, molecular function: RNA binding. Lineage: Eukaryota; Metazoa; Arthropoda; Insecta; Diptera; Muscidae. The record is from RefSeq and is a predicted model, not a curated record. Bases 1 to 1020 code for a protein of 339 amino acids. Gene Ontology annotation, cellular component: nucleoplasm. The transcript has 7 exons. Gene Ontology annotation, biological process: regulation of gene expression.
AUGGCUGACAACAAGAAUCAGAAUCAAGAUUGUGAAAUGAAUGGCGAAGAUUUUUCCCAGGACGUCAGCGCUUCAAAUAACGAGAAAGAAAAUGGAGGUACUGCCGGUACCACCAAUGGAAACACGGAAUCAAAUAAUACUACACGCGAUGACGACAGAAAAUUGUUUGUUGGUGGCUUGAGCUGGGAGACCUCAGAAAAGGAACUACGUGAACAUUUCAGCAAAUUUGGAGAAAUUGAAAGUAUUAAUGUUAAAACCGAUCCACAAACUGGUCGUUCACGUGGUUUUGCAUUCAUUGUCUUUGCAUCGACCGAUGCUAUUGACAAGGUCAAUGAGGCCGGUGAACAUGUUAUUAACAACAAAAAGGUUGAUCCUAAAAAGGCCAAAGCUCGUCAUGGUAAAAUCUUUGUUGGUGGCUUGACAACCGAAAUCAGUGAUGAUGAAAUUAAAACAUACUUCAGUCAGUUUGGCAAUAUUGUCGACGUUGAAAUGCCAUUCGACAAGCAAAAGUCUCAACGCAAAGGUUUCUGCUUUAUUACAUUCGAUUCAGAACAAGUUGUUACUGAAUUGUUGAAAACACCCAAACAAAAAAUUUCCGGCAAGGAAGUUGAUGUUAAGCGUGCCACACCCAAACCAGAAAAUCAAAUGAUCAUGAUGGGUGGUCGCGGCGGUCGUGGUGGCAUCCGUGGUGGACGAGGCGGUUAUGGACGUGGAGGUUAUACACAUCAAUGGUCCGGUGGUCCCGGUGCAUACCCCUCAUAUGGUAACUACGGCUACGAUGCCGGUUAUGGCGAUUACUACAGCGGUGCCGGCUAUUACAAUGGCUACGAUUAUGGCUACGACUAUGGCUAUGCUGGAGGUUAUGAUGGCUAUGGUGGUAGCGGCGGUUAUGGUGCAGGAGGUGGUGGUGGUCGAGGUACCGGUGGACCCAGAGGAGGUCCCAAAGGAGGUGCUGGCGGUGGUUAUCAAUCCGGCAAACAAAGAGGGACGGGACGUCAACCCAGACAUCAACCAUAUUAAUUUUACACUUCCUUACUCCAUAACUACAAAAAACACAAGCAAAGAUUAAAAAGUAAUUUUUAAUUAUAAACAAAACAGAAGAAAAAAACAAACAAAC